CAAGGAGGAUUUGUAAAAUUGCUGCUUUGGAUUCCGACACCGCGUCCUCCGCCCGAGGCUCAGCUCGCCGCGUGGCGCAGCGCUCUUCCAAUCGCCCCCCCUCGGAAUGGUCCACGCCUAAGGCCACGCCCCCGCCGCUCGGUGCCUCGCAAGUCCCCGAAUCCAGCUCCCUGUCCCCGGCGUCUCCAGGCUUCCCUCUCGCCGCUUCUGCGCCUCGCUCAGCCUCUAGCGGUCCUUCCCUCUCUCCUCCAUGGCGUCACUCCUGUGCUGUGGGCCUAAGCUGGCCGCCUGUGGCAUCGUCCUCAGCGCCUGGGGCGUGAUCAUGUUGAUAAUGCUUGGGAUAUUUUUCAAUGUCCACUCCGCUGUGUUAAUUGAGGAUGUUCCCUUCACAGAGAAAGAUUUUGAGAACGGCCCGCAGAACAUAUACAGCCUGUACGAGCAAGUCAGCUACAACUGCUUCAUCGCCGCCGGCCUCUACCUCCUCCUCGGCGGCUUCUCCUUCUGCCAAGUUCGGCUCAAUAAGCGAAAGGAGUACAUGGUGCGCUAGAGCGCAGCCCGGCUCUCCCUCCCCACCUGCUCCCCUAUUUAAAGACUCCUCAGCCCGUCUGUCCCACCCGUCUGGCGUCCCCUGGGACCUGCAAAUUCUGCUCCGGGCCCGAGCGCGCCCUGGACUACAAUAAAAAGAAGCGAUUC
Molecule: messenger RNA, 693 nt
Organism: Chionomys nivalis (European snow vole)
Lineage: Eukaryota; Metazoa; Chordata; Mammalia; Rodentia; Cricetidae
Gene: Rnasek
Product: ribonuclease K
Exons: 3
Coding region: 251-547 (98 amino acids)
Molecular function (GO): RNA endonuclease activity
Source: RefSeq, a predicted model, not a curated record